AAGAAAGGAGUAAAAGUGGCAACAUGAAAAGGCAUAACUGAUGCCAAUGCAUGUUAAAACAUCUGCUUCUCUGUUUUGCAGGUAGAUGGCGGUUUAGGGCCCUCAACCAUUGAUAUGGCUGCUUCAGCAGGAGCAAACUGCAUUGUUGCAGGGACCUCAGUGUUUGGGGCCCCUCAGCCAGCUGAAGCUGUAUCUCUUUUGCGAAGGAGUGUUGUUGAAACCCAGAAAAACGCUGAUCUUGUUACAGGGAAGGGACAUUACUGUUGGAUGUAUAGGAGAGCUUCUUGAAGGGAAUAAAGUAACAGAGAAAAUCAAGCUUGUUGAAAGGGAAGCAAUCGAUCAUUAUGACAGAUUUCAUAUUGUGUAUAUUUUACUUUCUUAACUUGUAUUUCUUUUUAUGUAAGAAUAGUUUUAGGCUAAACUUUAAUCACUAACCUCUCUAUAAACAAUGUAUUUUGUA
This is a messenger RNA of Rubroshorea leprosula, 460 nucleotides long. The record is from the annotation of a GenBank genome assembly. NCBI's taxonomy places the organism in Eukaryota, Viridiplantae, Streptophyta, Magnoliopsida, Malvales, Dipterocarpaceae.